UGAGUGAGUGAGGGGCCCGAGGUGCCGCAUGCUCACACACACACACACACACACACUCACACACACACCCAUACGCACGACCAUACACACAGCGCAUCUUUCAGACCACCCCUUGCUCCCGGCUCCAAGAGCCCAAGAAAGGCAGAGUGCUGAAGCCGGCUGCAGGAGGCAGUCCUCGACCUCGGCUGCCAGGGAGAGACGGAGCCUGUGGCUGGUGAGGCUGCCGAGCAGGGCCAGGCCGGGCCCUGCCCGCAAGGACGCCCAAGCCCUUCACCGGCCCCCGUGCCCGGGAGCCCCUCGGGCUCUCCUGCUGGCCCCACCAUGACUUCGGAGCCCACGUCGCCCCCCGUCGUGCCUCCGCUCCACUCCCCUAAGUCCCCUGUCUGGCCGACCUUCCCCUUCCACCGGGAGGGCAGCAGGGUCUGGGAGCGGAGCAGUGUCACAUCGCGGGACCUACCCAGUCCUCUGCCUACCAAACGGACCAGGACGUAUUCGGCGACAGCUCGUGCCUCUGCUGGCCCUGUGUUCAAAGGCGUCUGCAAGCAGUUCUCACGCUCACAGGGCCACGGCUUCAUCACCCCCGAGAAUGGGUCCGAGGACAUCUUCGUGCAUGUAUCUGACAUCGAGGGCGAGUACGUGCCGGUGGAGGGCGACGAGGUGACCUACAAGAUGUGCCCCAUCCCGCCCAAGAACCAGAAGUUCCAGGCUGUGGAGGUGGUGCUCACCCAGUUGGCCCCACACACUCCCCACGAGACAUGGUCCGGCCAGGUCGUGGGCUCCUAGGCCGGGCAGGGAGCCCCCCAAGGGUGGAUGGGCGGGUGGCAGCUGGCUCUCUGCCCUACUGCACUGGCUGACUCAGUCUCCCAGGUGGCCUCAGUGUGCACGUCUGUCUGUCUGUGCUUGUGGCCCUGAGCGUUUGCCUCCAACCACCCCUGUGACCCGUGACUAUUGUAUGAGCUGGACCAAGGAAGAGGCCACCAGACCUGCCUUCUCUCCUUGUCCACUCUUUCUCCUUCCUCCUCUCCCUGCCACAUGGGCACAGGACCUUCUCGCCCUUCUGCCCACUGUCCACGUCUCCACUGAGCCUCUGAGGGCCUGCGUCAGGCCUGGGGCUGGGAGCCAGGAGGCACCGCAGGCUCCUGCGGGAAUAAGCUUGCUGACUUGCCUCCACCCGAGGCCCUGGCUCAGGGCUAGACUCCGUGCUUGAGCUACUCACACCUCCCACCCUGGGCCAGGCCCCCCACAGUGGCCUGGACCCCACCCCUCAGAAACCAGGCCAGCGAGCACUUUGUGAGGCCUCCCAGGGCCUCCCAGCCCCUGGAAAGGGAAGCGGGUGAAAGGUGGAGGCAGGCAGGCCGCCCCUCAGCGCCAUGGCCCAGCCUUCCUUCCCCCUCCUCCCUCCUCAGCACUCACCCUGGACAGGCAGGACAGAGGGGUCUGAGGGCAGAAGGCAGUUUGGGGGCUCUAGUGUCGCUAGCCACAGUCCCUCCUCCUCAGCCUGGCAAUCGCUCUGCGAACCCCCAAAUGAGGCUGCAUCUCCUCCUCUGGGCCGCACCGAGCCAUGCUGCCUCCACGUGCCCGGGAGGCACGGGUCUGCAAAGGGGUGGGGACACGUCUCCCCAGCUUAGACGGAGCCAUCCCCUUUGCCCUGACACAAGCCCCACUGAUGCUCUGGCCACGCCCAGCCACGGUGGCUGUUGAGGGCCCAGCGACGUGUGGACACACGUCCCCUCAGGCAGGGCCAGGCUGGGGCACCCACGAGAAUGGCUGAGCCUGGGAGGCCACCAGCCCUGCAGCCCCCUUUCUGGACCCUCCUAACACCACAGGACGGUGGCUCCCACUGGCCCCCAAGCCAGUGGCUGAGUUGUGAUUCCUGUGCUGUCUGUCCCUUGAGAUAUGUGUUGUGUGCGUUCACUCUCAGGUGGGGGUUGGCCUGGCCUGGGAGGCCAGGAAGGAGGACUUUCCCUCCAUGUCCCCCACUACAUGCCAGAGAGCACAUCUGAUGGUGGGGGGGCGGACAGAAAUGGGGCUCAACAGCCCAAGAUGAGGGGGUCGGUGACUAUUUAAGAUCCCCAGCCCUUUAAGGCCCCAGGGUAAAGAUCAGCUGGAAUAUGUGUCCCACCCCUGCCCCCUGUCCCCACCACAGGCUGGGAGCCCAGAGUGGCUGAGAUGUGUUGGCCAGCAACCCCCCUAAACAGAGAAUGGCCCAGCUUGACACCCUAUUCUGAUCUGCGGCUAUUCCGGAAAAGCCUGAGGCCCUUCCCCUGAGAAAUAAGGGCUCCCUGGCCUCCUUAGUGGAGAUUUAACAGUACAGGUUGACUCCUGGGAGCCCCACAAGACGCCCCUCCUGUGAGUGGACCCCCCUUUUCAGGCACUAGCCAGGAGGUAGGACGUGGGAACAUCAGCCUGGGGGCCCCUGGCGUGGCAGCCGGGAGCAGCGCUCCUCACUCACAGCCCCGCGGCGUCCAGUCAGAAACCCUCCUGACCCCCCACCCUCCCGGACUCCCCCAUCUUUCCUGACACUGGCAAUAAACCCUCAACUGUGACUCAGCCUGGCCCAGAGAUGCCUCUGUCUGUCUGGGAUCCCGGGGGAAGGGGCUGCGGGGAGAACACCCUAAAUCAGCCCUUGUUUGGGGUCUCAUUGGCCCACCCUCCCUGACUGGAUCAAAGACUUCCUGUGUGACUUGGGGCAAGUCCCCGCCACCUGUG
Molecule: messenger RNA, 2709 nt
Organism: Pteropus alecto (black flying fox)
Lineage: Eukaryota; Metazoa; Chordata; Mammalia; Chiroptera; Pteropodidae
Gene: CSDC2
Product: cold shock domain containing C2
Exons: 4
Coding region: 322-783 (153 amino acids)
Biological process (GO): regulation of mRNA stability
Cellular component (GO): cytoplasm
Molecular function (GO): mRNA 3'-UTR binding
Source: RefSeq, a predicted model, not a curated record